This is a messenger RNA of Xenia sp. Carnegie-2017, 885 nucleotides long. Its product is annotated as parkin coregulated gene protein homolog. The record is from RefSeq and is a predicted model, not a curated record. The transcript has 2 exons. NCBI's taxonomy places the organism in Eukaryota, Metazoa, Cnidaria, Anthozoa, Malacalcyonacea, Xeniidae. Gene Ontology annotation, molecular function: Hsp70 protein binding; Hsp90 protein binding. Bases 15 to 815 code for a protein of 266 amino acids.
AUGGUCUUGUUGCUAUGUACAAAAUAAUCAGUCAGGGAAGAUUAAAGGAUUUUCAUAAGGGCGACUUUUUUUCAAACUGUAAAAACACACAUAAAGGGAAGCUUUUUUGUGGAAAAAAAUUAACCAUGGCAACUUCAAUGGCUCCUAAUAUCGUUGCUGAUGGCUUUACAAGCAAGUCUAGAUUAAAAAAUGCAAAGGUGAAACACCCUCCGAAAUGCGGUGCUUUUAAAGAAAGACCAGCUACCAAGACAAGCUUCCGUAAGUUUUAUGAAAGAGGAGAUUUUCCCAUUGCUCUUGAACACGAUACAAAGGGCAAUAAGAUCGCCUGGAAGGUCGAACUGGAGAAGUUAGAUUAUCAUCAUUAUCUGCCUCUUUUUUUCGAUGGGCUUCGUGAGACAGAACAUCCAUACGAGUUCUUUGCCAGGCAAGGUGUUCACGAUAUGUUAGAACAUGGAGGUCAGAAAAUAUUACCGGUGGUUCCACAGCUUAUAAUUCCCUUGAAAACAGCACUGAACACGCGAAAUCAUAAAGUUGUUUGUACGACAUUGAAGGUUCUGCAGCAUCUCGUCGUGUCUGGAGAAAUGGUCGGCGAAGCUCUUGUGCCUUAUUACAGACAAAUCUUGCCAAUUUUGAACAUAUUUAAGAACAAGAACAUAAAUUGUGGAGAUCGCAUCGACUACAGCCAACAGCGUCGGGAAAAUAUAGGUGAUCUCAUUCAGGAAACUCUUGAAAGUUUUGAACGUACGGGAGGCGAAGACGCUUUUAUCAACAUCAAAUACAUGGUUCCUACAUACGAAUCUUGCAUGUUGAAUUAAAACAUUGGUCAAGUAUAAACUAACAGUUGUAUUUUAUUGCUUAAUGUGCAAAUAAACUAAUAGACAAAAA